CACAGAUCAUCUGUGACUCUCACUCAUGUAUGUGUCUGCAUGCCGUGUACACCCGGUCACUGCUUCCAGAUGCUGGCUCCUGCAAGAUAGAGAUAAACCAACCAAAAGAUGCCGCCGAACUCCAUCAUACAAGCUGCAAUAGAUCUGACUGCUGGAGCUGCAGGUGGAACAGCAUGCGUUCUAACUGGACAGCCGUUUGACACUGCCAAGGUGAAAAUGCAGACGUUCCCUAAUAUGUACAGAGGCCUUAUAGACUGCGCACUGAAAACGUACAAACAGGUGGGGUUCCGUGGCUUCUACAUAGGGACCAGCCCAGCGCUUCUGGCAAAUAUCGCUGAAAACUCCGUACUAUUCAUGAGCUAUGGCUUCUGUCAGAAGAUUGUGAGGAAUAUCGCUGGUUUAGACAAACAUGCAACACUAAGUGAUGUCCAGAAUGCGGCAGCAGGCUCGGUUGCUAGUAUUUUUGCUGCCAUGGUUCUGUGCCCAACGGAGCUGGUGAAAUGCCGACUCCAAGCCAUGCAUGAGUUGAAGGUGUCUGGCAAGCUAGCACAAGGACAUAACACAGUGUGGUCAGUGGUGAAAGAUGUUGUACAGCGUGACGGUCCCUUUGGCUUCUAUCAGGGCCUGACCAGCACAAUAUGCAGGGAAAUGCCUGGAUAUUUCCUCUUCUUCGGCGGCUAUGAACUGAGCAGGUCGUUUUUUGCUUCAGGGGGGAAAUCAAAGGAUGAGCUCGGUCCAAUUGCCCUGAUGAUAAGUGGUGGCUUUGGUGGAAUUGCUCUGUGGCUGGCUGUAUAUCCCGUGGACUGUGUUAAGUCCAGGAUCCAGGUGCUUUCCAUUACAGGAAAACAAGCAGGCUUCAUGGGAACUUGCUCAAGCAUUGUGAAAAAUGAAGGAAUCUUGAUGCUGUAUUCAGGGCUGAAGCCUACACUGAUCCGUGCAGUCCCAGCCAAUGGUGCUCUGUUCCUUGCCUAUGAGUAUAGCAGGAAAAUCUUAAUGCAGCAGAUGGACUCUUGUUGACCAUUGGCUCACAUUGUCUACAGGUUGUGCGUCAUCUCAGGGGUAUGUGGCAGUGCUACACACAAUGACCUCAAUACUGUACAUGUUGUUGUGUUAGAGCUGACACCCGGUACUGAUCACCCAUUGUUGUGUCUAUUAUGAGUAUAAUACUUUAGGUGUUAGGAGUCUGUUAUGGUAUAGAUUAUGCUGAUCUUGUGAGAGGUGCUGUAUGUAUGUUAUAUACAAGUGUUCACCAGCAGGAUCGCAUUUACUAAUCCAGGAUGCCACAACAUACAGUUAUAUGAAGGCUCAUCAGGAACAUGCGAGAAGGAUUAAUGUCUCAGGAUACCUCAUAUGCUCCACAGACAUCCCUAUUAUCUUCCAUGUAGCAAAUCUUCUCAGCCACGGGAAUACAGAGAAAAUGUACGUAUGGAGAACUGAGGGGUUAACACCCGCCCCCACCCCUCUCUGAUUCUCUCUCCUGCCCCAUGCCAUCUAGCAAAGCUGCUGGGCAGGACUUUAACUAAAGGUUGCAAAAAAUGUCUAUACAGCUGGAGAUGAUUUCUCAAACUGUAUAACCUGGCGCUUUAUAUGAUUAGAUUAAUAAAUUAAGAAAAAUUUCAAAAAAGUAUAAAAGCUAAGGAGCUGCUGAGCAAAAACAGCUGGUUAGACUGAAAGAAUAUAAAUACAACAAAAGAGAGAUAUGCUCUGC
Molecule: messenger RNA, 1708 nt
Organism: Pseudophryne corroboree (corroboree frog)
Lineage: Eukaryota; Metazoa; Chordata; Amphibia; Anura; Myobatrachidae
Product: mitochondrial ornithine transporter 1-like
Exons: 7
Coding region: 109-1017 (302 amino acids)
Biological process (GO): mitochondrial L-ornithine transmembrane transport
Cellular component (GO): mitochondrion
Molecular function (GO): L-ornithine transmembrane transporter activity
Source: RefSeq, a predicted model, not a curated record